AUGUUGUUGGAUGCUUUGUAUCCACCACUGCCCUCGUCCAUUCGUCCAUACAUCUAUAUGUCUGUCUUUCCAUCCGCCUAUAGCGGAUGGAGAGGGUUGGAAGAGGAGGGGAAGGGAAGAAGAAAGGAGAUAUUGGAGUAUAAGUGGGAAGCGAAUGACGUCAUAUGUUAUAAUGACACUAGGUGUUUGUUGGAUUUAGACAUAUGUGAUGUGUCGAAUGAGACGGACAGUUAUGGCUGUUUAAUGUUGCCGUGGUUGCUAUUAAUAGUACUGUUGUCGUUAUUUUUUUUCGCUACUGUUGCAUCUGCUGCGGCUGCGGCUGCUGCAGCAGCAAAUUAUGAUGAUGAUGAUGAUGAUAAUGAUGAUGAUGAAGUUGUUGUUGUCAAAAUUGUCAAAUUUUUCUGA
Molecule: messenger RNA, 405 nt
Organism: Enterobius vermicularis (human pinworm)
Lineage: Eukaryota; Metazoa; Nematoda; Chromadorea; Rhabditida; Oxyuridae
Source: the annotation of a GenBank genome assembly